CGGUGGAACGGAGCGGAGCGGCGGGAGCGUCGCUGCCUCCGGCCGCCGGUAGGUCGGCGGCGGGUAACGUGACACUGGCGGCUGGGGACUUAUAAACCUUACACGGGGAGCAGGCCGGCGGCGACGAGCCAGGAGGGAGGCGGUAGAACGGCGUCCGUUCGCCCUCCCUCACGGGUUGAGGCGGGAGCAGCGAGCGCAACCCCUCUGAGGACCCCGGUGAAGCCAAUGCCCAGGCUGGAGAACCGCGGCUGGAGCUGUUCCUGCACUGCCAGGGGAAGGCACAAAACCCAGACGGGGGACACGGCUGCCGGGAUGGCCACCAAGGGGGGCGAGAUGCUGAAUUCUCCCGCCUCCAGCCCCUCGCUUACGCUGGCGGGUAACGGAGCACGGACCCCCAGCACCUCCAAUGCCAGCAGCAGCAGCACCUCCAGCACCAGCACCACCAGCACCACCUUGAACUUGAGUCAGCACCUGGUGCAGAGGAGCGUGGUCCUCUUCGUCGUCGGUGCUUUCAUGGCCCUGGUGCUGAACUUGCUGCAGAUCCAGAGGAAUGUGACUCUCUUCCCUGACGAGGUGAUUUCCACCCUUUUCUCCUCCGCCUGGUGGGUGCCCCCGUGCUGCGGGACAGCGGCAGCUGUUGUUGGCCUGCUGUAUCCCUGCAUUGACAGCCACCUUGGGGAGCCACACAAAUUCAAGAGAGAGUGGGCCAGCGUAAUGAGAUGUAUAGCAGUUUUUGUUGGCAUUAAUCAUGCAAGUGCUAAACUAGAUUUUGCAAACAACAUCCAGCUGUCCCUGACUCUGGCAGCCCUAUCCCUGGGUCUUUGGUGGACAUUUGACCGUUCAAGAAGUGGUCUUGGACUUGGAAUUACAAUAGCCUUUGUAGCAACUCUGAUAACCCAGUUUCUUGUAUAUAAUGGUGUUUAUCAGUAUACAUCUCCAGAUUUUCUUUACAUCCGUUCUUGGCUUCCAUGUAUAUUUUUCUCAGGAGGUGUGACUGUAGGAAACAUAGGACGCCAACUGGCUAUGGGUAUUCCAGAGAAACCACACGCUGACUAAAUCUUUGAAGAAGAGAGCACAGUGCCAGUGUGAAAGCAACUUUACGAAGAUGUGCUCCUGUUCUAAAUUGAAGAUUAUUUAGGAAGAAAUAAUCUUUUUUUUAUGGGCUCACUGCACAAAUGACUUGUGGAAAAAAUAUUAAUCCACUCUUAGAAUAGCCAAGUGAAAUUAACUGCUUAUCUUGAAAUCUCACCUUGAUUUACCACAUAAGCAUUUGCGUAUGGCUGUUCUCUGGAAGAGUUUAACACCAACUUGCAUACAGCUGGUCAGGCUAAGUGGCAGUUUUCAAAGUAUUAGAUUCCAGUGUAAGUUACUGAAGCAGCUGCCACAUUUUAAAGCCUUGAAACUGAAAUGUAAUUACAAGGUCUUGUAUCAGUGCCCAAAGGAAGUAGAUCGAUGGUGCUUAACAAUGAUGAAGUAUGGUUUAAUAGGAAUAGUAUUUAUCCAAAUCUUUAAAAAAUAGGGUUAUUUAAAAAUAAGAGUGAUCAAAACAGGCUAAAGGCAUUGCACUAAUGCUUUUAAGAGUCAUAUGAAGGAAUCAUGCCCUUUCUUGUAAUGCUGCAUUAAGUUUCUGUCCUUCACAGUGGAGAGGGUUGGAGGGUCAAAAGGUUGAAAGUCACUUAGUUUGGAAUUUCUAAAUUAUUUCAGUACAGUGGGUGAACACUGAAGACAAUCUUGUUCUAACAUGAAUUAUACUAGGAAAUUCUGACUGAAAGUUUCAUUACUUCUGAAACUUCAGUCAGAUUUGCAAGACUCGAGUUCAGGCCCCAAUUCACUAAAGAAUUUUAAGUGUGUGUGUGUGAGUACUCCUGCUUAAUAUUAAGAUGUAUGCUUUGGUCUAUCACUGAAGGAGGUCUUAGGUAUCUGAAAUGUCUGGUGUCACUGAAUAAACGUACAUUGUAGGCCACUGCUUGGCCAUGGAGUAUGUGCCCCCAACUCCCUAGAUCUGCAGUUUCCUCCUAGAGGUGUCCUUGAUCUUGCUCGUGUUUAAGUCAGGGUUUUGACUGAAAGGAUUGGCAGCAGAAGCACACCUAAAAUGUGAUUUAAACUGUAUGUGAACAGUAGCUCAUUUUCUCAGUUCAGUUUCUGAAAGAGAUCACUGCUUGUUUUUUCACAACCCUAUAGAACUUGCAAUCUGUGAUUGCCUGCUUAAAAAAAAAAAAAAAAGUGCUUAUGUCACUACAUUAAACAUUUGGUGUUUCUUAAUACUUAGUUCUGGUGAGCACAACGUAUUCAUUUGAUUGCUUAGACCACAGGAGACCUAAAUAGCAAGUAUUAGGUCUUAAAGUUGAAGUGCAAUGUAUAGUAAAUCUGAGCCUCAUGUUCUCUUCUAUAUCAAUCAUUUCUUAUGAGAGAUUAAAGAGAAAAGGGUUCUGAGUUCAUUUCAAUGCUGCAUGGAGUCAAAUGGAGCAAUAAUUUAUUUAACUAGUAAAGCUAGUUUUGUUGUAUCUUUCAUUGAACCCAAAUUUUUAGAACUACUCCAAUUUUGUGGUUAUGGUGUACUUGUAAACGUUUAUGGAUUUGCCUUUUUGUAUUAUGCAAAUUUAUUUUGUGUGUGUUCAUUUCCAUUCUUAAUGAUUUCAGAUACAUUUAGUGGCAUCAGUUAAUGAUUCACCCAUCAAAAACAAUGUUGAGGGAAGGUAGCAGUGUUCUUGCUGUUUUCACUCUUUUAAGGGAAUGCUGUAACUGCUGCUUGUGCUUUUUUGUAGCAGGAAAUGUGUAGCACGAAGUCUCUAUUGCAGAGUGGACCCCAAUUCUAAUCCUGCUUUGCUGUUCAUCAAGAGUAAUUUCACUGGUGUAAGAUCCUUUCUCAAAUGUUUAAGACCUAAAAAAAUCACAUUUUAUAGGAGUACUUGAAGAAAAUAGGUCCUCAGAUCAGGACUGGAUCAGCUCAGCUAUUUUAAAACUAUGCUACCUGCUGGGGAGAGAGUUUUGUAAUCAUCUUAAAACCAAUUUCAAAAUACUAUAAACCUAGAUGUAAGUAAAGGGGACAGUGAUCUCUACAGCUGUUUGACUGAUGGAGAAGUAUUUAUUUGUGAAGAGUGCAACUAAAUCUGUAUGUGUUAAAAAUAACGCAGCCAAAAAUGUAAGUCAAAAGUUCAUUUUUUGCCAAUACUUCUGAGUAUCUUAACCAAAGUGAUUUAAGUUUGGAAGAACCAGGAGGUGAAUAAGGAAAAUUUGCACUAUUCUGAAUUUGAACACUUAAAUUCUCAUUCUUACUGAUAAGUUUUCAGCGGUGUGUUUGGUUUUACACUUUUUUUACUAUUAAAGUUUUAAGAUCAAGU
Molecule: messenger RNA, 3341 nt
Organism: Calypte anna (Anna's hummingbird)
Lineage: Eukaryota; Metazoa; Chordata; Aves; Apodiformes; Trochilidae
Gene: INSIG1
Product: insulin induced gene 1
Exons: 6
Coding region: 226-1056 (276 amino acids)
Biological process (GO): cellular response to insulin stimulus; cholesterol biosynthetic process; SREBP-SCAP complex retention in endoplasmic reticulum
Cellular component (GO): SREBP-SCAP-Insig complex; endoplasmic reticulum
Source: RefSeq, a predicted model, not a curated record